Molecule: messenger RNA, 1795 nt
Organism: Cucumis melo (muskmelon)
Lineage: Eukaryota; Viridiplantae; Streptophyta; Magnoliopsida; Cucurbitales; Cucurbitaceae
Exons: 4
Coding region: 131-592 (153 amino acids)
Source: RefSeq, a predicted model, not a curated record
UACAAAUACACCCUAAUUUCUGUGGAGAAACAGAGGCAGAAUCCAAUUGGUGAAAAGCGAAGGGCGAGCUCCAGUUCGAGAGGGUUUAGUCGAACGAUUCCGAUCUCUAGAAACAGAGAGGAAGAGAGUGAUGCGAGGAACUGGAGGACCUCUUCUUUGCAUUGGCGAUCUUCUCUGCGAUGUCGGAGAAGAAGAAGCCGUAGAAGGAAAGGGUUUGAAUGAAACCCCCAAAUCAAUUCCAUCUCCAUCUUCUUCCUCUUCUUCUGUUUCCACCACACUUUUCGACCUAUCUCAACCUCCUGAUCUCCCCCAACUCUUCCAGGAAAAUUACGACCAAUUGAACAAAGUAUUUGAUGAUAAUGAUCACUCAUGGACUGCUUUGACAUUGAAGAUGUGUAGUGCUCUUGAUACUGCUACUAAGUUGGUUGAAUCAACCAACUCGAAUUCAAGAUUUUUGUUGGAGAAGAUUGUUGAGCUUGAACAUGUUUUGGAAAAGGGAGACGCUACAAGAGAGGCAGCCAUGGCCAUCCAAACUAGUUAUAGCUCUCAAAUUGCUCAAGACUCCAUUUCUUCUCUGAAUGAAGAAAACUAGUUCUUUGAAGAGGCUUGCAGUAGAUGAGACUACUCUCAAGGUUGGAAUGGGAGAGGUAGUCUUGGUAUGAAACAGUGGGAGAUUCGAAGUUGUUUUUUAAAGACAAAUAUCUGGUACUUAAAUUUUUUUGUAUUUACCUCAAAUGAAGAACUUGAUAUCUAUCUCUUGUAUCUUGGGACAUAUAUAUAAAAUAUCUUUAAAAUUAAUGAAGCGUUCAUUUUCUGUAGAGGUAUUCAAAUAUGUUUUACUAUACUUGAAAACAACUUAUAUAAAUUUAGACCAUCUAGAGCAAACUUUGUCUUAAAUAUUGAAAUAUUUAGAACAAUCGAAAUUCAGUAUAAAUGACAAUAAGUUUCUUCUAAGGCCUAUUUAUGACGCUUUACACUUUGUCACAUAAAUCUCAAUAGAUUAGUUAAGAGUGGACUUCUAAAUUAGUUAGAAGAUAACUCUCUACCUCCAUGGGAAUCUUGUCUUGAAAGAAAAAGAUGACAAAGAGAUAUUUGAGUGGAAAAGAUCUUAGAGCCAAAGUACUUUUAGAGCUUAUACAUUUGGACAUCUAUGACCAAUGAAUGUCAAAGCUCGGGGAGGGUAUGAAUAUUUCAUUAGUUUCAUUGAUGAUUAUUCAAGGUAUGAUUAUGUUUACCUAAUGCAUCAUAAGUCUGAUUCUCUUGAAAAGUUCAAAAAAUAUAAGGCUGAAAUUGAGAAUGAAUUAGGUAAAACAAUAAAGAUGUUUCGAUCACAUCGAGGUGGAGAGUACGUGACCAUGAAGGAAAAAUAAGACAUACACAGCAAAAUAAGGAUAAAAAUUAAUCUAAUUGCAACUAAACAAUUUAGUAAUUAACAUGCAUAAUUACCCUAAUUAAAUGAAAUAAGGGUUAAAAGAAAAACUCACCUUUGAAGCUUCUCAAUUCUCACAAUCUCCUCACGAACUUGAAGCCAAGACCACCACUAGCGUUGAUUGAUAACCGGUAGAAAUACGAGUUAUUGUAGCCUUUUAGGUAGAAUAAUAUGACUAAAAUGCAUAAGAAAUGUGUCAAAAUGUGUAGCUUAUGUUGUAAAUUCAUAAAUAUUUGGAAAUACAUUUUACAUAAGCUUUCAUGUCUGUUUCACCCUGUUUGUAGAGUCUGAACGCAAGUUUUGUGAACAAAAGAAGAAGCUGAUGAAUCACAAAGGAACUCCCAAGAAGACUAGGCGAGAAGGCCA